Molecule: messenger RNA, 876 nt
Organism: Selaginella moellendorffii
Lineage: Eukaryota; Viridiplantae; Streptophyta; Lycopodiopsida; Selaginellales; Selaginellaceae
Product: alkylated DNA repair protein alkB homolog 8
Exons: 5
Coding region: 26-703 (225 amino acids)
Biological process (GO): fatty acid metabolic process; DNA damage response
Cellular component (GO): mitochondrial matrix
Source: RefSeq, a predicted model, not a curated record
CGUCACUUUGGGUUUUUCUCCUCCUAUGGAGGACGAGUCGGCGGUGAGGAAUCUCUUGUGUGCCGUGUUUGGGGAUUCCGAAGAUGAUAGUGGCGAGGAUGGGAUCUUCUCCGAGAGACAAUGGGAGCAUGUAGAGGAGGUCGAGGGUCUUUGGAUAUGUCGAGAUUUUCUUUCCAAUCACGAGCAACAGGAGCUUAUAGACGACAUUGAGGCUGUAGAGUCAUGGUUUACAAACCCAAACGAAAAUCAGGCAAUGAGAUUUGGAGGCUUGCCUUUGUGGGCGUUGAAUCUAUCAGCACUCGUACAUAGCUGUGUGCUCGAAGAGCAGCUCUCCAAAAGAUCCAAGAUCUUGGCUCGAGAAGUUAUAUCCAGAGAGCCAUUGUUCGAUCAAAUGAUCGUGAAUUCUUACAAGCCUUUGGAGGGAAUAGGUGCUCACGUUGAUCUCUUGCGUUUCGAGGAUGGAAUCGUGAUCUUGUCGCUGGUAUCCUCCAGAGUUAUGACUUUUAAAAGCUGCGAGGAUGGCUCCAGAAAAGUGGGAGUGAUGCUUCGUCCGGGUGAUUUGCUCGUCAUGUCUGGAGAGGCCAGAUACGGCUGGACGCACGAAAUCAACACAAACCCCGCGCAGCAAAUCUGGGAUGGAGUUCCAGUGCCGCAAGAAAGCAGGAUCUCGGUCACGCUUCGAAGAUUAUGCCGCCAAAACUAAGAUUUUUCCUAUGAACUUGGGAGUCAGUCAGUCAAUCCAGGAACACUCCACAUGAGGAUCUUCCUCCCGUCGUGUGCCAAGAACUUAGAAAACAAUAUCACCCUCCGCUUGUGGAGUUUGCGAAGAAUUGAACUUGCUCGUUCUCUCGAAUCACAUGAUGUUUGGUUCGCUUA